AUGACCGUGGGCGAGGUUGGUGUCGGUGGUGAGGAUGAUUUCAAAGUUUACACCAGCGCCAAGGAGGAAGAGCUUAACAUGGUGUUCAACUUCAAACAUAUCUCUGUUGGCGAAAGCCCCGAAUUAAAGUAUGAACUUAUUCCAUUCACCUCGAAAGACUUCAAGCUGGCUCUUGCUGAGAGCUUCUUAUUUAUUGAAGGGACUGACUGCUAG
This is a messenger RNA of Saccharomyces kudriavzevii IFO 1802, 213 nucleotides long. RefSeq lists its product as uncharacterized. NCBI's taxonomy places the organism in Eukaryota, Fungi, Ascomycota, Saccharomycetes, Saccharomycetales, Saccharomycetaceae. Bases 1 to 213 code for a protein of 70 amino acids. The transcript has a single exon. Gene Ontology annotation, biological process: carbohydrate metabolic process. The record is from RefSeq and is a predicted model, not a curated record.